AUGUUCAGGAAUAACCAGGUCCAAGAGAUAUCCAAGAAACUGGAAUUCCAAAGCCAAGAGUGGGGUGAGGCGGAAGGAGGAAGAGAAGGUGCUGGUGGAGCAGCACUGAAAGUUAAACAUAUCUCCAAAGAUUUACAGAUCAUCUCCACCAAACAUAAAACACCUGCUUAUGGCUCGCUUGGCCCAUACGGUUGGCCUCAGAACUUCUCACAAGCCCUGGAUCAGUAUCUGUAUCGUCCUCCUCCCAAAUCCAAACCUCCAGCUAAAACUUCCCCAAAGGCCAAAAAGAUCCUGGGCUGGGGGGAUUUUUACUUUAAUGUGAAAACAGUGAAAUUUAGCCUCUUGGUGACAGGGAAGAUUGUGGAUCACAUCAAUGGAACAUUCAGCGUCUACUUCCGCCACAAUUCAUCCCGUCUGGGAAACAUAUCUGUCAGCAUCGUUCCACCUUCCAAAGCUGUGGGAUGGGAGGUUCUUGAUCCUGCAUCUCAGAGUGUUCACACUAAAAACUCAGUACUGCUCCCAGAUCUGAUGUCCCAGUUGCCAAGCCCUCCUCAGUCCACCAGCUCCACUCCUCCCGAACAGCAGAAGCAGCAGCAGGACAUGAUGAUGGUGACUGAACUCAACUGCCGGAUCGAGUACCAGAGAACCAACCGGUCCAAGAAGACCAAGCCCUGCAUGUACGACCCAGGCCAGACAUGCUACUCAGAAAACACCCAGUCCCAGGCAGCCUGGAUCUGUGCCAAACCAUUUAAGGUUAUAUGCAUCUUCAUCGCCUUCACUGGCACAGAUUACAGACUGGUGCAGAAAGUUUGCCCUGAGCAGAACCAGCAGCACUUUGGGUGACAAAUUCUGAGAUAUGAUACACUGACUUCUCACUCGUCCUUCAAACAUCCUUCAGAAUCAUAUGUUCAGUUUUCCAAACACCUUCAACAUAAAGAUACAUCGUCAGCCUGUCAGUGAAUGCAGAUUAAGCCAAAACUUGUGUUGUCUUUUUUAAGGAUUUAAGUUUUGUGUAAGCUUUGUGUUGUCUGAAAGCACACUCAUUAAAACAUUAACGCUGAUUUUGAAUUUGUGUUUAAAACUUUUGCCUCACGAUUAUGCAUUAAUUAAGGUUUUCAUCCAAAAUUUGACUUGUAUUCUUUUUUUUUUUUUACUUAAAAAA
Pundamilia nyererei is the source of this 1162-nucleotide messenger RNA. Its product is annotated as neurexophilin-4-like. The coding region runs from base 1 to 843 and encodes 280 amino acids. The record is from RefSeq and is a predicted model, not a curated record. NCBI's taxonomy places the organism in Eukaryota, Metazoa, Chordata, Actinopteri, Cichliformes, Cichlidae. The transcript is spliced from 2 exons. Gene Ontology annotation, molecular function: signaling receptor binding.